This is a messenger RNA of Durio zibethinus, 1256 nucleotides long. RefSeq lists its product as uncharacterized. The record is from RefSeq and is a predicted model, not a curated record. NCBI's taxonomy places the organism in Eukaryota, Viridiplantae, Streptophyta, Magnoliopsida, Malvales, Malvaceae.
UGAAACUCAAACUGGACAUGCCCAAUGGCAAUAAUCAUUAUGUUCUAAGCCCAAAAAUUUAUAGAGAUUUUUUCAUGGCUGAUUCUUAGACGCACGCAUCACCGUAGGUUUUUCACCUUCAACAGACCCCCUAACCAAUCAAAAACCGCUCGAUCGACGAUUCGCAACUGGGGAAAAAAACCCGUAUCCAAACAGUGUCUAAUUUGGAAGGUUGAAUUCAGGGAAAGGAAAAUUGAAAAAAAAAAAAAAAGGAAAAUUGGGGCUCAUUGCUAUUUGCCUCAACUCAAAGACAAUUACUCGGUACCUUUCUAUUGUUUGGUUUUGUCCUCUCUCUCUAAAACAGUUGCGUUGAACUGCUGCAGAGACCAAUUUGAAUCUUUACCUAUAUCUGCAUUCUGAUAUGAGGCCAAAUGGAAAAAUGACUUGGGAAAUUUAGAUGAUCCAGGAAUUACAAGUCUUUGUGAGCUCCUUGAUGGGAGUACUGAUGUGGAUGCCUCACUGAAAAGGGAUGAUUUACCUUUAAAGAGGGCUUGCCUGGAACCUCCAUAUUCUUUGGGAGAUGAAGAUUAUAAUGUGCCUCCAUUGAGUGUAUCUUGGGCUGGUACACCCAUCUCUUAUCAUCCCUUUUUCCAUCAACAUCAAGCUGGCCCAAGUAGCUUUCAUUUAACACAUCCACAUACUUUGGCUACUGAAUAUUUUCCUACUACCAUGGGAGCAUCAAAAGUUGCAAGUACAAAAAAUUAUAGUAUCAACAGAAAUCUCACCAAUCUACAAACGUAUGAAGAAUACCUGGAAGCCCAUGACAGAACCAGCAAAUGAUUAUUACUUUAAUAUGAUGACUGCACCAUAUCACACAAUACAGGAGUCAACAAGUAGAAACCAUGGUGAUGAUUCAAACUCAAGUUUGGUAACUGACCGUCGCCAUUCUCGCAAGGGGAAACAUAACUCGUCCUAUAUUGUUUCCAGCUCCAGCGCUGAGAGAUGCAUGGUUUUUUUUCCUGUUGGCUUUCGUCCGGUGGGGCUCAAAUUGGCCGCAAGGUGGUCAUUGAGUGAAGCAAAUUUGUUCUUCCAAUCCCGAUAGUUGAGAUACAAUUCAGACACAGUGUCGUCAUCUUGUACACAUUUGUAUACUCUAUUCUAUGAACUGAUCGUAGCGUUUACCAACUCGUUUUCAAAUUUCAACUACUUAACAUUUUGCUCCUUAUAUAUAUAUAUAUAUAUAAUAGAGAAAGAAUAGACGAUUUAGAUAGUUCUAC